AUGUUUCGCGUUCGAAAGGUGCCGACCGACGAGUUGGCGGUGACGAAUUGCGCCGUCGUCAGUCGCGACGAUUUCGAGGCGAAAUCCAUCAAGCAUGUUCGCGUCCAAACCGGUCCCGCUCAUCAUUUCAUUUUCACAAUCAAAAACGACAUGUCGAUGAAGCGCGGCGAGAUCGCGUUCGCGGUCCCGCAACGAAAAUGGGCGGCGCUUUCGCUCGACCAGGAGGUUCGCGUGGUCCCGCACCGAUUUGAGCCCAGCGAAUAUAUCGGCUCGAUUGUCGUCUCGGCGGAUUUCAAUAAUAAGAAAAAUGUGACAUCGGAGCCGCUGAAUGCCGAUCUCAUGGCGCGCGAGUUUUCGAUGCAAUUCGUCGGUCAAGCGUUUUCGCAAGGCGAAUUGCUGGUUUUUCGUUUCGAGGACAAGGAGAAGAAUCGCGUUCACACACUAUCAUUGACUGUCAAAUCGAUUGAAGGAUUUGAUGUGACGAAGGCGAACGUGACGGCGACUGGCGACGGAAGCGCUCAGGCGACGAAACCGCAGACGAUAGGCGCUGGCGAGCUUUUGCCGAAUUCGGUCAUCGUUUUCGACAAGGAGGAGGGUUCGAUGCUCAAUUUGAUUGGCAAAAGCAAAGGAAAAUCGGCGUAUCGUUCGAUCAUCAAUCCGGAUUGGGAUUUCCAGAAGAUGGGAAUCGGCGGUCUCGACAAAGAGUUUUCCGGAAUUUUCCGGCGCGCGUUUGCCUCGCGCGUAUUUCCGCCGGAAUUCAUCGAGCAAUUGGCCAUGAAACACGUUCGCGGAAUUCUGCUCUACGGACCACCGGGAACUGGAAAAACGCUGAUGGCGAGACAAAUUGGAAAGAUGCUCAACGCGAGAGAGCCGAAAAUUGUGAAUGGUCCCCAGAUUUUGGACAAGUAUGUCGGCGAGUCGGAAUCGAACGUUCGGAAAUUGUUCGCCGACGCCGAAGAGGAAUGGCGGCGGUGCGGCGCGAACUCGGGAUUGCACAUCAUCAUUUUCGAUGAGAUUGACGCGAUUUGCAAGCAGAGAGGCUCGAUGGCUGGCAGCUCGUCGGUUCACGACACGGUUGUGAAUCAGAUAUUGUCGAAGAUGGACGGCGUCGAGCAAUUGAACAACAUUCUCGUCAUCGGAAUGACGAAUCGCAAAGAUAUGAUCGAUGAUGCGCUUCUGAGGCCCGGACGGCUCGAGGUUCAGAUGGAGGUCUCGUUGCCGGAUGAGCAGGGACGAUUGCAGAUUCUCAAUAUUCAUACGGCGCGAAUGAGAGAGUACAACAAAUUGGAUCCGAAUGUGGAUUUGAAAGAUUUGGCGAAACGAACGAAGAACUUCUCGGGUGCCGAAAUCGAGGGUCUCGUUCGCGCCGCGCAAUCAUCGGCGAUGAAUCGUUUGGUGAAAGCCGGCGGCAAAGUGCAAUUGGAUCCGGACGCGAUCGAGAAGCUCAUGAUCAACGCCGCCGAUUUCGAUUAUGCGCUCGAGAACGACGUGAAGCCGGCGUUCGGACGAUCGGAUGAGUCGCUCAACAAAUUUCUCGAUCGCGGUUUGAUCGUGUGGGAUCCGGAAGUGAAUCGGAUUCUCGAAGAGGGCGCCCUUCUCGUCGAGAGCGCCAAAAAUCCGGAGAACAGCGGAUUUGUGACGGCGGUGUUGGCGGGCGCGCCGCGAAGCGGAAAAUCGUGUCUCGCGGCGACGAUCGCCAAAAACUCGGAGUUCCCGUUUGUCAAGGUCGUCUCGCCGGGCGAUAUGGUCGGAUUCACCGAGUCGGCGAAAUGUUUGGCGCUUCGCAAGGCGUUCGAUGACGCGAAACGAUCGAAACUCAGCGUGUUGCUCAUCGACAAUUUGGAGCGAUUGCUCGAUUAUUCGCCGGUGGGACCGCGCUACUCGAAUCUCGUGCUUCAGGCGCUUCUCGUUUUGCUCAAUGAGCCGCCGCUCGCCGACCAUCACCUCCUCGUGCUCGCCACAUCGUCGAAUCGCUCGUUUUUGCGCGAGCUCGAGCUCAUGGACGCGUUCGGCCACGUCAUCGAUGUGCCUUUAAUCGCGACGCCCGAGCAAAUCAUGAACGUGUUGUCGGAAUCGUCGGUGUUCACCAGCAAUCAAUUGCACGAGAUCGAGGAACGCCUCAAAUCCCUCGAACAAUUGCGAAAAUUCGGCAUCGGCAUCAAACGCCUCCUCGAUUUGGUGGAUUUCGCGCGUCAAUGCGACGCUGAUUAUCGUGUGUCGACGCUGAUCGCCAAAUUGGAGAACGUCGCCCUCAAUUUGUACUAA
Molecule: messenger RNA, 2265 nt
Organism: Caenorhabditis bovis
Lineage: Eukaryota; Metazoa; Nematoda; Chromadorea; Rhabditida; Rhabditidae
Source: the annotation of a GenBank genome assembly